Messenger RNA from Diaporthe citri, 1707 nucleotides. RefSeq lists its product as uncharacterized. Lineage: Eukaryota; Fungi; Ascomycota; Sordariomycetes; Diaporthales; Diaporthaceae. The coding region runs from base 1 to 1707 and encodes 568 amino acids. Gene Ontology annotation, biological process: carbohydrate metabolic process. The transcript is spliced from 2 exons. Gene Ontology annotation, cellular component: beta-galactosidase complex. The record is from RefSeq and is a predicted model, not a curated record. Gene Ontology annotation, molecular function: beta-galactosidase activity.
AUGGGACAAGUCAGCGUCAAUAUCCCCCACCUGGCCGAGAAUGAGAACUCGAAGCAGCUCAUGGUCAAUGAAAGACCAUUUCUCAUGCGAGCCGGUGAACUUCAGAACUCUUCCUUAACCUCAGUCGAGUACAUGGAGCCGGUUUGGCAGAAGAUGGUAGACACGAACAUCAAUACCUUGCUCGGCUGUGUCACCUGGGAAAUGAUCGAGCCCCAGGAAGACAUCUUCGACUUUUCUGUUCUCGACGAGAUUAUUCUUGCGGCACGGAAGUAUUCUAUGCAUCUCGUGCUGCUCUGGUUUGGCUCAUUCAAGAAUGGACUCUCAACCUACGUGCCACCAUGGGUGAAACAAGAUCCAAAGCGUUUCCCCCGAGCCAAGCUGCGUAAAGCUGGCGGCCGUCUCGAGACGGCCGAUGUUCUAUCCAUAUUCCAUCCAGAGGGCCGUAAAGCCGACGCAAAAGCUUUUGGUGCGCUCAUGAAGCAUCUGCGCGAAUUCGACGAGUCGCAUUCCACUGUAAUUAUGGUCCAGGUCGAGAACGAAAGCGGCCUACUUGGAGAUUCGCGAGAUGGGUCUGAGCUUGCCGAAAAGGCCUUCCAUGAGCCAGUCCCGCAGGGCUUGGUACACUUUCUUUCUUCGGACUGGGGUCAGCUGAACAAGGACAUAAAGGAGCAGAACCUGGCCCAGUUUAAACCCCGCUGUGAAUCUUCCACGACUGGGAGAAGAGACUGGGAGACCGUUUUCGGAUCGAGUCCCCGAACUGACGAGCUAUUCAUGGCAUAUCACUACGCGCUCUACGUCAACGAAGUCGCUACGGCCGGCAAGGAACAAUACCCUAUCCCACAUUAUACCAACUUGUGGAUGAACUACGCAGGAGAAGAUUCGGACAAUGACUUUCCCGUCGUCGUCGGCGGAGGCGGUAUGCCGGGAGACUACCCUUCUGGCGGAGCUGUGAGCAACGUGAUGGAUGUGUGGAUGCAUUUCGCACCUCAGUUGGAUUUUCUCGGCCCCGACAUUUAUCUAAACGACUACGCAACGUCGUGUGCCAUGUACAGACAUAGGAACCAGCCACUCUUCGUCCCGGAACAGCGACGGGAUGAAUACGGCGCUCGCCGCAUCUGGAUUGCCCAUGGAUCUUAUGCGGCCAUGGGGGUUACUCCAUUCGGUGUCGAUACCGUAGAUCCUGAGGAAAACCCCUUCACUAAACAUUAUGGGCUGCUCAAGUCCGUUUCGGCGAUUGUGCUCGAGGCCCAGCGUCAUCCCAACUCAUCUAUCGGCUUUUGCUUUGACGAAAUACCAGAUGGUUCUUCUGGCAACCUCUCUCGCCCUGUCAAGCGAAUUUGGGGUGAUUUCGAGAUCACCAUCGAUCGAUGCUUCGUCUUCGGGAAGCCCGGACCAGGCUCAGGCAUGGUGAUUAGCUGCGGACAUGGCAAGUUCCUCCUAAUUGGUUGGGGCUUCCAGGUCAGCGCGAAGGCUGUAACCCAGAAGAGCACUUUCACUGGUAUCUUGAAGUUCGAGGAAAAGGCAGUUGAUGACGCGGAGACUGGUCGUUUGAGAACAGUGCGUGUUUUGAACGGAGAUGAAACGAAGAGUGGCAGCUUUGCUAUGAUGCCCAACGAGGACCCUGACUAUGGCGGUUUCCCCAUAUCGGUUACUGUUCCGGCAAGGACGAUGAUUGCUGAGGUGACUUUUUACUCUAUUUCUGACUAG